CCAGGCUCGCUCGGGUACAUUGAAUUCAAGAGCCCCCAGAGGCCGAUUUCACUUUCACAGCUGCCAGUCCCAGUCCCAGCCCCAGCCCCAGCUCCCCGCCCGCCCGGGACGCCCUCCAGCCUGCCGCAGCAUCUAUCUCUCUCCCCCCCGCGCUCUCAUCCCUCUCAACAUCAUCACCCCCUCGCCCAUCGCCCAUCGCAUCGCAGCUCAGCUCAGCGCAGCGCAGCCCCCAGAGCUCGAGAGAGCAAGUGAGCCAUUGCAGAGUUGAGAGCGACGUAGAUGAGAGAGAGAGUCUAGAGAGUGCGCGAGAGUGAAAGAGAGAGAGAGAGAGAGAGAGAGAGAGAGCACGUUUCCUCGCUUCUUGCGCUGGGCUUUGCUUCGCUUUGCUGCCGCUGGUGGCUGCACCGAUUGUCAGCCGUGCAUCGGAAGGCAGGCAGGCAGGCAAGGGACCUACAAAGGCUUCGGUCGUGGGCUGAGGAGCUUCAUUUUAGUCUACUUCAUUGCACUUUCGGCGGCGCGCGCGCGAGAGAGAGAGUGAGUGAGAGAGCCGAGGGAGCGACGAGCAAGACGGAGGUGGUCGAACGAGCGAGGGAAGGAGACGAACGAGGGAGAUCUGGACCGGAGGAUACGAGAGGAGGUGUGCGAGAGGAGGAGGGCGAGCGGCAUUUGCGAUCGAGGUUCUACAUUGUGAGACAUUGUGGGAGUAGGCAUUGAUCGAGGUAGUGGGAGAGGUUACGGUAGCCGGAGGAGGCGGGAGGAGUGAGUCGGUUGUGCUUGCGGAGAAGAGGUCGUCGCGCGACGACGAUUGCUUCUCAUUCGUGUCCCGUAGAGUGUUGAGUUCAGCAGCAGCAGCAGGAGGAAGACAGCCAGGGAGCUCGACAGAGGCCGGCAGGCGAAGGGCAUUGUGGUGUAGGACAGUAUUGCAGAGAUUGAAAACAUGUGCAGAGAGCGUGACGUCGAGAGGCAGCUCGGAGAUGCGGACCUCUUGACAUCGGUGCAGCCUCCCACGGAGAAGGACGGGGGAGGCACGAAACCUCCCAAAGGUUUGUCUGUGAAACUCGGGGGAACAAAUCCGGAUAAAGAACAAGAAAGAGUAAAGGAAUUAGAGAAAAUGGACGAUUUCGUCCGUCCGGUUCUUGGUCCGCGCAAGACCUCCGCCCAAUCGCCCAGAUUACUUCCCUACUUCCCCAAAUCUGCAAUCACCGCCCCGCCGCAGCCCAAAUCUCUUGCUCGCAACCCCUCGCCCAUCUCCAGAGCCACUGCUCGCAACCCUUCCCCCGGCCCCGCCGUCAGAGCCUCUCCCACCCCCACUCCCAAUCCCAUGCCUCGCAACCCCUCUCCUGCUCCCGCCUCCCGUGCCACCGCCCGCAACCCCUCCCCCGUCCCCGCCUCUAGAGCCACUGCGCGUAACCCCUCCCCCACCCCCACCCCCGCCUCCCGAGCCACUGCUCGCAACCCCAGCCCCGUCCCCGCCUCCAGAGCCACUGCGCGCAACCCCUCGCCCACGCCUCUCGCCAACCGCGCCUUGCCCCGCAACCCGUCUCCAACCCCUGCCCCGUCCCGAGCCGGCGCUCGCAAUCCGUCCCCGGCUGCCAAAGCUAGCGCCAGGAGCUCGUCUCCCGCGCCGGCUAAGCCCUCGUCGGGCUACGGCUCUGCUGCGGCUGCCGGGGGCUCCGCCUCGCUCAAGCCCGGGCUUGCGAGAAGCACCACGAGCUCAGCCCCCGGUGCGGGAGCCACUGGCGGGCGCAGGGCCGUGUCGCCAUCGCUGGCGCGCAGGGAAAUGCGAUCGGCGCCGGGCGUGAACAGAACGAGCUCUGCGGAGGGCGCGAAGAAAUCCAUGCCCAGUGUUUUGUUCCCGUCGUCGAAGCCCUCGCAGCAGUUCCAGCCGUCGGUCAUGUCGACGUCGUGCUCGUCCGAUGGGUCGUCGUCCAAAGAGGAGUGCCCGCCCGAGAGUCCGAUCUCGACCAAGAGACUGUCGGCGCUCGAGGAUCUGCAGGCGCUGAGAAAACAUUUGUCCGCCAGCACCUCGAGCUCGUCCGAUGUCUCGUCCACCACGUCCACCAAGGAGGAGCUGCCGUCCGAGUGCAACAGCCCCGUGAUCUCGGGCAAGAAGCUCUCGGUUCUCGAUUUUAAUGCGCUCAGGAAAUACCGCGAGUCGUGCUCUUCCUCCGACGGGUCGUCCUCCAAGGACGAAGGCCUCCCCGAGCCCGAGAGCCCGACCAUCUCCGGCAAGAAACUCAGCGCUCUGGAUAUGCAAAUGCUCAAGAAGCAUCGCCUUCUCAACAGCUUCGGCAAGAGAGCUGGACCUCCCAAAGCCGGCCGCGUUGCCUGCGAGGGCAUGCUCCCGACCUCGCCCGUCCAUCCAACUGACACCAAGAAGAGAUGCCACUGGAUCACUCCUCAAAGUGAACCGAUCAUCAUUGCAUACCACGAUGAAGAGUGGGGCGUUCCCGUCCACAAUGACAAGAUGCUGUUCGAGCUGAUGGUGCUGGAAGGUGCGCAGUCGGAGCUGAGCCGACCCCAGAUCUUGGCUUUGCGGGAUUAUUUCAGAGAGGUGUUUGCAGGGUUCGAUCCGGAAAUUGUUGCCCGGUUCGAUGAGAAGAAAAUCGCGUCAUUGGCAGCAGAUGACACUAUCCGACAAACGGAGGCGAAAGUUCGAGGUGUCAUCGAGAACGCAAAGCAAGUCGUCAAGAUCGCCCAAGAGUUCGGCUCGUUCAAUAAGUACCUGUGGAUGUUCGUGGGCUUCAAACCUAUAGUUAACUUACCACGUCUAUUCACCCAAGUCCCUGUCAAGAGCUCCAAGUCAGAAGCUCUAAGCAGGGACCUAAUGCGAAGAGGAUUCCGUUAUGUGGGUCCGACUACUAUUUACUCCUUUAUGCAGGCUGCAGGUAUGGUGAACGAUCACCUGACAGGCUGCUAUAGACAUAGUCAGUGUAAUUCAAUUUCACAAACAGUGGCGGAGAGCAGCGAGAAGAGGGUUUACUAGAGGAAAUCCACUUGUCUUAGAUCGAGAGCAUUUAGAGGUUUAACAGCGCGUUUCUUCCUUAGAAGAUAGAGACCAGACCUGGGUCCUCUUUCCUCUCGUCGUUUUUGUGAGUGAGGCUUUCCUUGUCCAAACGAUAUUUUGUACUCUAGACAUGAAAGUUGUACUAUAGUUUCAAAAAAAGCAUUGUUACAGUCACUGAAAGAUGAUACCGGAAGGGAAAGUCACUUUGUAGUUAUAAAUUCUGUUAAUAAACUCUUGAAAUGGUGACU
Molecule: messenger RNA, 3255 nt
Organism: Marchantia polymorpha subsp. ruderalis
Lineage: Eukaryota; Viridiplantae; Streptophyta; Marchantiopsida; Marchantiales; Marchantiaceae
Source: the annotation of a GenBank genome assembly